AUGGCAUCUCAAUCCUCCACUGGCGCAUCACGCAAGCGCAAGCAGCCAUCUCCAACUCUCCGAGCCAACAAGCGCCGGCGACAGCAGCAACCAGUGGCACGAGCGCGGGUCGCUCGCGCGAGAUGUCCAAGACGCCGGGAGCCCUACUCCGUCUUGGGCCUGGACUUUGAGGACGUCGUGAAUCUGCCUGAGUGGCAGCAGCAUGCUGCUAUCAACCGGGCAGUUGGAGCCGCCACGUGCAGCGUCCCCUCCGGCGCAGACGAGGAUCCACUGUCUCCUUUCCACCAGCGUAUCUCCGAGGUAUGUAUCAUCCAGCAAAGCCUCACGACUGUACUGACGCCCCAUACAGAUCGCAGAUGCGAGGAUGAUCUUGGAGGACGAGCGGAUGCGGUCGAGGCUCAAUGCUUGGUACGUGGAUGCAGACGGCAGCAAAAAGAGAGAGAACUUGGCUAAUAUCUACAGCCUGUCCAAUCUGUAUCUCGGUACUGUCCUCAACGCGGCGCGGAUUCUGGGAAUCUACAACCCCCUCGCGGACGAAGACGAGACCAAAGGGGUCAACAAGCUUGGCCAGGAGGAGUGGGCAGCCUACGGAAAGCUUGGCGGUGUCGUCGCUGAAUACGUGCGUGUUUUCUCCUCUACGUGGGCGAGAUUCGUGGGCUGACCUCGUAGCAGAUCAACCACGCCAGCAAGCAUCUCCUUGAUACCCUGGACGAGCGCAGAGCGUCACCACCUGAUUCGCCGGGAGAUUCCGCCUAUUGGUCGGUCGAGUGA
Messenger RNA from Lecanosticta acicola, 771 nucleotides. The record is from the annotation of a GenBank genome assembly. Lineage: Eukaryota; Fungi; Ascomycota; Dothideomycetes; Mycosphaerellales; Mycosphaerellaceae.